This is a messenger RNA of Didymella exigua CBS 183.55, 903 nucleotides long. RefSeq lists its product as uncharacterized. Bases 73 to 891 code for a protein of 272 amino acids. The transcript has a single exon. The record is from RefSeq and is a predicted model, not a curated record. Lineage: Eukaryota; Fungi; Ascomycota; Dothideomycetes; Pleosporales; Didymellaceae.
AGUCCUACCAAGCAUACACCCGCACAGCAUUUCUUCCCCCUUCUUACAGCCAGAAUUCAUCAAGAAGACAGCAUGACAACCGGCUUCACCGCUUUCUUCGCUCGAUUAAGAGUUGAGAACUCCAAAGCUUCCUACCCGGACGCUGAGUGCUCAACUCUUACGUCUUACCUGAACGGCGACAUCGACGUGCAGCAAUGCGCAACAGAGCUCACAGAAUACACCGACAGACGUCUCCCAGUCAGCUCAAAGCUCGUUAUUUGGGGUCUGAUCAUUCAGCUGGGCCUCAACUUCGCCGAGACACACGAGGAUCUUGUUGCUCUCAGCAAGGAAGUACUUUGUAUUCCAGCAAGCAAGGCAACGGGCGGUAUCGACUGGACAAACGAGACACAGUCACUCGGUCAAGCAUUUCGCAGCUUCUACGAUAGCACUCGUGGCCCCACGCUCGAUGCUGACAACGCAGGUGCGCAGAAGCCAACGACUGGUCAGUCAACCGCUAGCCGGCAAUGGUCCAACAUCAACGAGUUCGGCGCGAGACUGCAGCAUGCAGGGUUAUUAGAUGACUCGCUGAAUGGUUUGCUUUUGAUUGUCAAGCUCCUGGAGAUGAAGCCGAGCGAAGCACAGGUGCAGAUGAAUCUGGGCGCGGCAGCAGCAUGGCUGGAAUUCGCGAGCAAGGAGAUCAGGGAAGGCGCUGCAGGCGUUGGAGCACACACAAAUUGGGCUCAGAGUAGCGAUUACAAGAAGGAGCCUCAGGUGGAUGGCAAGAGAUUGGUGUUGUGGAAGGAGCGGCUGGCAGAGCUUAGUGGUCUACCCUACGUCAGCGAGGAACUGGCGGUCAGCUGUGAGAGAGCUACGACUGCGAUCGAGCAGGCACUUUGGGAGAGGAAGAAUUGAUGCACAUAAUCG